Messenger RNA from Arabidopsis arenosa, 1241 nucleotides. The record is from the annotation of a GenBank genome assembly. Lineage: Eukaryota; Viridiplantae; Streptophyta; Magnoliopsida; Brassicales; Brassicaceae.
GGUUAUUUAUCUGGAUUCGAUCAAGAACCGGAUUUAUCACCAAUGGAUGGUUCGAUCUCGUUUGGUGGGUCUUCACAGUCAAAAGGGGAUUUUUCAUUUGAUCUGAAACUUGGAAGAAACAAUGGAAUCUCUUCCUCCUCUGUUUUUGGUGAUACAGAGCAAGUGAUAAGUCUUAGUAAGUGGAAAGAGAGUUCUUUGGCUAAACCAGAGAGUUCAAGAAGCUCGAGUUUGAAGAGAACAAGAGGGAAUGGUGUUGGAACCAACCAGAUGCCGAUUUGUCUUGUUGAUGGAUGUGAUUCUGAUUUUAGUAAUUGUAGAGAGUAUCAUAAGAGACAUAAGGUGUGUGAUGUUCAUUCAAAAACUCCUGUGGUUACUAUCAAUGGUCAUAAGCAGAGGUUUUGUCAACAAUGUAGCAGGUUUCAUGCUUUGGAAGAGUUUGAUGAAGGGAAGAGAAGUUGUAGAAAACGUCUUGAUGGACAUAAUCGAAGAAGGCGGAAGCCGCAGCCUGAACAUAUCGGUCGUCCUGCGAACUUUUUCACGGGGUUUCAAGGUAGCAAAUUGCUAGAGUUUUCGGGCGGUUCACAUGUGUUUCCAACUACAUCUGUGUUAAACCCGAGCUGGGGAAACAGUCUUGUAAGCGUUGCUGUAGCCGCCAAUGGUUCAAGUUACGGUCAGAACCAGAGCUAUGUUGGUUCUUCUCCUGCAAAGACAGGAAUAAUGUUCCCAAUCUCUUCUUCUCCAAACAGUAACAGAAGCAUAGGGAAACAAUUCCCUUUCUUGCAAGAAGAAGAAAGCUCAAGAACCGCAUCGUUGUGUGAGAGAAUGACGAGUUGCAUCCAUGACUCUGAUUGUGCUCUCUCUCUUCUGUCAUCCUCCUCGUCGUCAGUCCCUCAUUUGCUUCAGCCACCACUUUCUUUGUCCCAAGAAGCAGUUGAGACAGUUUUUUACGGGUCGGGAUUGUUUGAGAAUGCGAGUGCAGUCUCUGAUGGAUCGGUUAUAUCCGGUAAUGAGGCUGUCCCUCUUCCGCAAACGUUCCCGUUUCAUUGGGAGUAGUAGAAGAAGAAGAAGUAGGUAGAUAGAAUCAGAAAGAUCUAUUUGUGUCUCUUCUUUUCUCCCUCAUUUUCAAUGUUCUAAAUCAUCAUUGUUCUUGUUAAAUGUUGAAUUGUGGGUUUUUUUAUUGACAUUUGAUUAGUUGAUGUGUAGGUUGUGUUGGUCUUGUAGUACCCCAAUUAGCAGUAAGU